AUGACGUGGUGCUUUAGCUUGUAUUUAGUACAGAUAUGCAUUACAAUCGGCGUAUCUGCACACAAAUGCAAUGUCAAUCAAGCUAUGAAAAACCAACAAGUGGUACCUGAUGUCAUUCCCGUUGCUCCAAAAGAAAUUCUUCAAGUAAAUUAUAUUAGUGGUGCGAAAGCUUUACUUGGAAAUGAACUUACACCCACUAAUGUGAAAGACCAGCCGUCAGUUAGUUGGAAUGCUGAUUCUAAUUCAUUUUAUACACUAUGUUUGACCGAGCCUGAUGAUCCGAGUCGUGCUGAGCCUACACAAAGGGAAUGGCAUCAUUGGCUGGUAGGAAACAUACCCGGUGGAAAUGUGAGCCUGGGAGAAACGCUUUCCGGAUACAUAGGUUCUGGACCUCCACCAAAUAUCGGGUUAAAUCGUUAUGUGUUUUUAGUAUACCAACAACCGUCUAAACUGUCAUUCGACGAACCGCGUUUAAGCAAUAGGUCUGUCGAACAUCGUAACAAAUUUUCAAUCAAUAGAUUUGCGUUGAAGUACAAUCUAGGAACACCUGUGGCUGGUAAUUUUUAUCUAGCUCAAUACGAUGAUUAUGUUCCAAUAUUAUACCAACUAUUAGGAAUAAAUUAA
Molecule: messenger RNA, 624 nt
Organism: Macrosiphum euphorbiae (potato aphid)
Lineage: Eukaryota; Metazoa; Arthropoda; Insecta; Hemiptera; Aphididae
Source: the annotation of a GenBank genome assembly